UCGGCGUAGUCGAGGAAGUGUGGGGGGGCGAUUAAUUGAAAGGUUUCAGAUCACUGGCCAGUCUCCCCCAGGACCCCCACACUUGCCCAACCCACCAGGAAAACUUGGCCAUUUUCCAUGCCCUCACGCUCACUCACAAGCUUACAGACACAACCCUUUCUCUCUAUACAUGGUACAGAAAUCUAUGCUUUGCUUUGGAAAUAGAGCAGCAGGAGGGAAAUGAUCAACACCAACUCAUCCUCAUCAUCAGCGAAGCUGCCUCCUCCUACUCAACCGCCGCAAUCGAUGGCCGCAUCAUCAUCUACAACGACCAAGACAUCAACGGCGCCGCCUACCUCUGAUGGCUCAGGCAAGAAGGUGAGGAAGCCCUAUACCAUCACCAAGUCCCGAGAGAGCUGGACCGAAGAAGAGCACGACAAGUUCCUCGAAGCUCUUCAGCGGUUUGAUCGUGACUGGAAAAAGAUCGAAGAUUUUGUGGGUUCGAAGACAGUGAUUCAGAUUCGGAGUCAUGCACAGAAAUACUUUUUGAAGGUCCAAAAGAAUGGGACAACUGCACAUGUGCCUCCUCCUCGUCCUAAGCGUAAAGCUGCUUAUCCUUAUCCACAGAAGGCAUCCAAAAAUGUUUUAGUGCCACUCCCAGCAUCCCUGACUUACCCUUCUUCUGUGAAUACACUUGCACCUGGAUAUGCUCCAUGGGAUGACGCUUCCAUGUUAAUAAAUAUCACAAGCAGCAAAAUCAUGUCAUUGCAAGAUGAAUUUAACAGUCUUCAUGGAGCUGAAGCUGAUAUUGGAUCAAAGGGGAAAGCAUGGAUAAGUAACAAUAAUGUUAGUGGCCUGGGGACCUUAAGUAGAACAUGGCCAAGUUCUGAGAUACCAAAACAAGGGAAACAGGCUCCUGUGCUUCAUGGUUUACCAGAUUUUGCUGAAGUAUAUAGUUUCAUUGGGAGUGUCUUUGAUCCAGACACCACAAGUCAUGUGAAAAAGCUCGAAGAAAUGGACCCUAUAAAUUUUGAAACUGUUUUGUUAUUGAUGAGAAACCUCACAGUUAACUUGUCUAGCCCUGAUUUUGAACCAAUUGGGAAGGUCUUUUCAUCCUGCGACAUUAACACCAGAACGGUGGGAGUAACUGCCAAGAACCAAACCAAUGAUACAUCAAGUUGAAUUUUUGCUACUCGCAACUUGCUGACUAGCGAAUGUUUUAUUCUUACUCUUCUGGUUUUUUUUCCCCAAUGCCAUGCCUCUCUUUACCCUAAUCUCCUAAUAACUUCUCUCUUCACAGUAACCAGGUGAUGUGCACCUAGAAUUUCUUGCCGCUUCACUGCAACAAUUACAAAUGCCCAUCAUUUCCUGCAGUGCAUACCCUCAAAAUUAGAGAACUCAAAGCAGCCAAAGCCAAGAAGUAUCUAAUGGUGGAAGAAAGCUUUCUAUUGAUUUAUAAGAUCUGCAAUUACAUGGAUCUUGAUUUCCACUGAAACCAGUAGGAAUGGUUGACCCUAUUCUAUACAUGAUUGGGCCUUUCAAGCACAAGUGUGUAUAUGUUGCGAGGUUUGCUUGGUGGCUAUUUAAUCGUUCGUUAAUAUAGUUAAUUUCCAUGUGAUGGUGUACUCUUUGCCAAGGUGGUGUAAUUUUGUACCUGAAACUUGCUUUUUUCUUUUUGUCAGUAUAAGGUGUUACCUUUUCUUUA
This is a messenger RNA of Hevea brasiliensis (rubber tree), 1684 nucleotides long. RefSeq names its product protein REVEILLE 8. The transcript is spliced from 8 exons. Gene Ontology annotation, molecular function: DNA binding. The record is from RefSeq and is a predicted model, not a curated record. The coding region runs from base 220 to 1161 and encodes 313 amino acids. Lineage: Eukaryota; Viridiplantae; Streptophyta; Magnoliopsida; Malpighiales; Euphorbiaceae.